Cyprinus carpio (common carp) is the source of this 4181-nucleotide messenger RNA. Its product is annotated as syntaphilin-like. Gene Ontology annotation, cellular component: mitochondrion; cytoplasmic microtubule. The record is from RefSeq and is a predicted model, not a curated record. Gene Ontology annotation, biological process: neuron differentiation. Lineage: Eukaryota; Metazoa; Chordata; Actinopteri; Cypriniformes; Cyprinidae.
UCAUAAUAUUACGCAUCUGCUUUCAUGUCAACGCUUGUCUUCCCUCACGAGGCUCUCAAACAAACCUCACGCGCCAGAAUCCCUCUCAUUAUCAGCAGCAGCAGCACCGCCCCGUCGACUCGCCCUCCCGACCAGCGGAGCACCGCUGUGGCGGAGUCCUUGACGGGGACGAGCUCCCGGGUAAACACGGCAAAACACUGCUGUUUACAUGUAGGCAGGCUGAUUCUCGCCGUAAGGCUGCAAGCAGGGAGGAAGACAGAUCCAGCUGAAGAAAGAGAAAGGAAGGAGAGGACUGCUGACUCCAUGUCUUCACCUUCAAAUAAAAGAUCUGGCUCUGGAUCACGCAAAUUCAACCUGCUGAAGGCCCUACAGCCUAAGCACCGCUUGCAACAAAUGCUGUCGUCUCCCACGGCGUCCCCUGUUUUUGACUAUUGCAGGUUUAUAGAGCUAGACUACACACCCAUGGAGUCAGGCAUUAUGGUCUCUAUGAGACAGAGCAGAGGAUUUCUGACACCAAAGUCCCCGGAACGCCACUGUCGACGGAGUCCAGCACCUGUCAGUAACCGUGAUCCAUAUGGAAAUGCCUCUCUCAGCAGCAGUAGCAAUUCAGGGUCAUGCAAGGGCAGUGACGGUAGCCCAACCCAUAGGCGUCACAUAAAAUACACCUCCUGCAAUGAUAACCACGGUAUCCGGCCCCCUCCACCUGAGCAAUACCUUACCCCACUGCAACAGAAAGAGGUGUGUAUCAGACACCUCAGAGCACGGCUCAAAGAAACCAUCGAAAGACUGCAGGACAGGGACACUGAGAUUGAUGAGUUGCGCACUCAGCUGUCUCGUAUGCAAGAGGAUUGGAUUGAAGAGGAGUGCCACCGCGUGGAGGCCCAGCUGGCUCUGAAGGAGGCUCGCAGGGAGAUCCAGCAGCUUAAGCAGGUUGUCGAUGUUGUCAGAUCCAGUCUGGGAGACACCGACACUGGAGUGCAAAAGUGCUUCCAAGACAUAAACCUCCAGAACCACAAGCUGGAGUCUUUAUUGCAGAGCAUGGAGCUGGCUCAGAUCGGAACCCCCAAAACAGGAGAAACCCUGGCAGGUGGAGGGGUGGUGGGGGCAGGGCUGGAGGUCAGCGAGGGCCUGGUGGAGUCUUCCGAAGGCUCCCCAGCUCGCUCGCUUACCCGCAGCUCUACCUACACCAAGCUAAGUGACCAGACUGGCCAGGAACGUAGCGGUAAUGAAAAUGGGUGUGACAUUCCAUGUUUGUCAGGUGAGGGCACGCAGGACAGCGGGUUUGUUUGUUGUGGAGAAAGUGGAAGAGGAGCAAGCAAAGCAGACCUGCUCCUGGAGGCUGCGUUUUUGUCUCAAGAGACAGCCUCGCUGCUCAAUGCGUACUCCCGCCUGCCACACUCCUCCACCUAUGAGGCACUGAGCAUCAGCGAGCCAAGAGUUGUGCCACUCCGCUGCAGUGGGAUCGGGACGGGGACCACUGUUAGUGUAAGUCAUCCAUGUCUGUCGCAUCAUCACCUUUACCUGCAUCACCUGCGUGAACAAGGCAUUCAAACCGACUACGACCAUGGCCCUGCAUCGGCCCCUGCCCAUGGUCCCAGUACAUCCUUUAACUCUGAUCUGGACACUAUUGCUGAGCGCACCUUCCGCUCCCAGGGAUGCAGUCCAACCUCUACCUGGAUGUCUGAUGAGGGAGAUGAUCUGGAGUCGGUAGCCACUGAAUCAGCCAUUACAGCAACAAUUGCCACAGCUUCUGUCGUCACAGACUUUUCCACUAACGCUGCACCAGCUGUUGCAAUGGAUCCUUGGGCACCAACUGUGUCUGUUCCAAAAGGACCUGCAAAUUUAGUGUUGGAGUCCUCUGUCAAGGAGACCACUGUUUCAGAGCUUCUUACAGUCUUACCAAUCACCACAACAGCUUUGACCACAGAGACCAUUGGAUCCCAAGUAACCAACUCUGUUCAACCUCAACCUGUAACAGACCCUUUGCCAAACCCUUGCAACUCCCCUGGCUCUGUGCAGCCAUUGAUUGAGACUGAAGAAGAGCCCCUUCCACAGACCACUCAGCCUCGUGGUGUACUAACAGACGCUGGGGAUGAAGGGGAUCAUGUCAUAAAUAUAGGUACAGAAGAUGAAGAUGAGGUUGACGAGAGUGCUUCGAACACAGAGUCCAAGUCGUCUGGCUGUGGUUUACCAGUAAAGAACUACUGGAGCCGGCACUUCCUAGUGGAUUUGCUUGCGGUGGUCGUGCCAGUGGUCCCCACAGUGGCAUGGCUCUGUCGGGGUCCACACCGUGUUGGUCAGCCAAUGUACCAUAUUGGUUCUCUCUUGCGAGGUUGCUGCACCGUGGCACUCCAUUCCCUGCGUCGAGGAGGAGGCCUUCGGCACUACCCCGCAGGAGGAGGUGGUUCAGGGGGAAUGAGUAUAUGAGACCAGCUCUUCUCUCUGGAGAAGCCUUGAAGCCAGUGAUAUCACUGUUCUUCUGUCAUAUGUGCAAUUAGGGAGUGGUUAACAUAUGUAAAAUGAAUUGAGGCAACCAGUGGAAGGAUAGUGUCUGAGCACAGCACCUUAAUGCUGUGGUUCUCUAUGGUCUAUAUCCAAGACAAGAUAAGAAUGAGGAAGGGGAAUCACUAGGAUGUAUUUACACCUACAAAUGAGAUGCUCAUGAAGUUCAGUACUUCAAACAAGCUUAACCCUUUUUCCAAAACUACUACACUGAGUAAAGAGGCGAGAUGAUGUGUUCUGAAUGAUGGACUGCCACAAUGACAAUAACUCAGCUUUGUGAGUGACACUAAAAGAUCCCCUUUAAUAUGAUUGUAUUCCCCCUAUUUAGAGUGAAGAGACGCAAUAAGUGAUGGGAAGAAACUUGUCCUUUUGUGCGUCCCUCUUACUGUCACUGCAGAGGGUGUGUGUAGUAUGUGUUUGUAUUGAUUUUUCUGAGUGAGUGUUGUGUUAAUGUACAGUGCAGCCAAAGUACCUGGAUUACUAAUGGCCAUCAUUGUUGUAGCCGUGAGUGCAGUAGUUAGCUGUCCCAUUACUUAUGCCUGUGUGGCAUAAGAGCAGAACAGUCAUCUUUCCCCUCAAAGAGCCAGGCAAGCGCCUGCUGAGCUAUUUAUAUGUUUUCCAUAUACCAUUAGUGUCCUAGAUAAAUGCUGUCACAAAAUGAUGAUAGUCCAUCUGGAGUCUUUUAAAUAAUGUAUUCUUUAUUCUAGGCUCAAUUAUGUAGGAAAGUUUGAUGGUUCAGGAAUGCUCUGUAUAGUUGAAUGGUAAAUUGUGUAUUUAGGAAAAGGGUAAUGCAUUUUAAGUAAUAAUAUGAACAGUAAGAAAGAUUCAGCGUUUAGACAAUGAUCAGGGUUAAAUGACUUUAGUAGGUUCAUGGGAGCUUUUUCACCAGAAAUGAAUUUUAUGAUUUUGUUUCACUGUGUGACCAUCAAAAAACUGUCAUAGCCAGAUGUUUUUGGAUGGAAUGCUAAUCUUUAAGAAUAGGUCUAAUUUUCAUGUUCACUGUUAGUCUAGGUUAUAUAAUUGCAGCCGGAUGUGGUUGGCAACAGCUGGCAUGAGAGUUGCUAAAUGCUAAACAAGGAAACAGCUGAACUUAAUUUAGUAUUACACCCUGCUAAACAAGACUAUUAGUACUAAUGUUAUUAAAUGUUGGCUUAUAUGUUAUUUCUGAAAUACUAUGUAACAUAAUUCCACUAAAAAGAUCAAAGAAAGCCAAAAAAAUAUUUUGUAUUGAGUUACUGGGUUAAAAAGUGGAAUAUACAAAUUGAUGCACUUUCUAAGCUUAAAAUUUAAAUCAGUCUGCAUGCAGAAACAAAUUUUAAUUUAGAAUUCUCUGCUUUCAGCUUUUUCCAAACAUUUGGCAAUGACUUCAUGUCCCCUAUGAUGUUCAUGUUGACCAUUUAUUUGACACACUUAGGUGACGGGUGACAUUUAAUGACAUGUCGAUUGCACUAUAUAAUUCACUUUAUAAGCAAUUACUUGAAGAAUACUUGAUUGUGAGUUUCUGUCUGUCUAAAGCCCAAUGCAUACAUGUGGGUUUGUGAUUCAGGAUUAGAUUUCACCAACACCACCAUUUAAAAAAAAUCAACAUUGAUUCAUAAAUUCAUAUGAAUAUUUACGCUUUGUGUGUAUGUGACAGCUGGAUUGAUUUGCCAGUCAACAGUGUAACAGAUAAUCAGCCA